Messenger RNA from Cryptotermes secundus, 4303 nucleotides. It is a transcript of the gene Mocs1, whose product is annotated as molybdenum cofactor biosynthesis protein 1. Gene Ontology annotation, molecular function: cyclic pyranopterin monophosphate synthase activity; 4 iron, 4 sulfur cluster binding; GTP 3',8'-cyclase activity. The transcript has 9 exons. NCBI's taxonomy places the organism in Eukaryota, Metazoa, Arthropoda, Insecta, Blattodea, Kalotermitidae. Gene Ontology annotation, biological process: Mo-molybdopterin cofactor biosynthetic process. The record is from RefSeq and is a predicted model, not a curated record.
AUGUGUUUAAUGAUCCGUGAUAUUAGGAUAGAGGUUAUCUGUGAUGCAAGGUCUUUCCGAGUUUUCGAGUACAGUUACACUCUAACGACCAAUGGUCGAAUAGAAUAUGCAAUGCUGAAAAAGCGAUAAAAGCAGUCCCGCGGGCAUUCACUUUCUUAAAAAUAAAACUUAAUUUUUUUUAUGAAUGUACACUUGACUGUUACACAAUCAAUAACAGGAAGGUCUUAUCAGUUCAUACGUAAUAUGCACGACACGUUGCUUAACAAAAACAUCAAAAGUCGUAACCGACUGACCGUAACAAAUUUGUUUACGUUGGCACUUGUUGAAUUGACGGUAUCUUUUUAAUGCAUUCGUGAUUUGUCGUGGUUAUAUUCAACAUGUAUCGCACAAAACUCAAAACCUUACUUCCACAUAGAAGAUGGUUUUCAUCUGAUGGACUAUUGGCAAAGCUGCCAAAGGUGCAAAAUAUUUUACAAGAUGCUACAGAGGCAAAUGGGCAAUCACUUGCACUGACUGAUACAUUUGGUCGACAUCAUACUUACUUGCGCAUAUCACUCACAGAACGCUGUAACCUGAGAUGUACGUACUGCAUGCCCGCUGAGGGAAUAAAACUUACAGCUCAACAAAAUCUUCUGACAACCGAAGAAGUUAUCCGUCUAGCAGAACUGUUUGUAAAGGAAGGAGUAACCAAAAUCCGUUUAACUGGAGGAGAACCCACAAUUCGGAAAGACCUUGUUGAUAUUAUUGGAUCUCUAAAGAAGCUUGAAGGUCUACAAACAGUGGCCAUAACAACCAAUGGUUUAAUGUUAACUCGUCAACUGGUAGCCUUACAACGAGCAGGCCUAGAUGUUCUCAAUGUGAGCCUGGACACCCUCCGUCCUUCUCGUUAUGAGCAAGUCACUAGGAGAAAGGGAUGGGAACGAGUAAUGGCAGGAAUAGACUUAGCCCUCCAGUUAGGUUACAACUCAGUCAAGGUAAACUGUGUGCUGAUGCGUGGAUUCAAUGAUGAUGAGAUUUCUGACUUUGUUCAACUGACAGAAGACCGUAAUCUGGAUAUCAGAUUCAUUGAAUAUAUGCCAUUUGCUGGCAACAAAUGGAAUGAUGAGAAAAUGGUGUCAUACCGUGAGAUGAUCCAGACACUGAUAGCACAGUGGCCUGAAUUACAUGCUUUGCCAAAUGGUCCAAAUGAUACAUCCAAGGCAUAUAAAGUCCCAGGUUUCAAGGGACAAAUUGGAUUUAUCACAUCUAUGAGUGAACAUUUUUGUGGUUCAUGCAAUCGCCUUCGAAUAACAGCAGAUGGAAACCUUAAAGUAUGCCUCUUUGGAAAUGCAGAGAUCUCUCUCAGGGAUGCAAUGCGUAAUGGAUGUAGUGAAGAUGAUUUGCUUGCAUUAAUUGGAGCAGCUGUAAGAAGAAAGAAGCAGCAGCAUGCAGGUAUGCAGAAUCUUUCUAAGAUGAAGAAUCGACCUAUGAUUCUUAUUGGUGGAUAACUGUCGUAUCAAACUUCUGUCUACAGUAUCUACAGGAACCCCAACAUGAGACACUACCAACUAAACAGAAUUUCAAACAUGCAACAUAUAUGGAAUCAGAAUUUAUUUCUUGAUCCUGUAAAUACACGAAUUCAGAAUAAUUUUAGAACACUUGGAAUACGUAGCUUCUGCUCCCCAACAAAUGGCAGUCUCACACAUGUGGAUGAAGAAGGUCGAGCAGCAAUGGUUGAUGUUGGCAACAAAGAAGUCACGACUCGUAUAGCCAUGGCCCAGGCUGUAGUUGAAGUAGGAGCUCACAUAUUACAUCUCAUUGGGCAGAACAGCCUGAAGAAAGGAGAUGUACUGACUACUGCCCAACUUGCCGGUAUAAUGGCUGCUAAACGGACAUCUGAACUGAUUCCCCUAUGUCAUAAUAUCCCACUGUCACAUGUCAAGGUAGACAUGAAAUUAGAUGAAGACCAUCAUGCUGUCAUUAUCACAUCUACAGCAAGAUGUGAGGGUAGGACUGGCGUGGAGAUGGAAGCUCUUACAGCUGCUGCCAUAUCAGCUCUUACAGUCUACGAUAUGUGCAAAGCCGUGAGUCAUGACAUUGUCAUUUCAGAAGUCAAACUAAUGUUCAAGACUGGUGGUAUACGAGGUGACUUUGAAAGGAAGUAGUUUCAACAGAGUGGCAUAAUUUUACAAGUACAAAUAUGAGGCAGCAUAACGACAAAUAAAAAUAAGUGAAAAUGAUAAGAUUCUCCUACUCAUCUCCUAAAAUCAAAGACUGGCAUUUUGAAAGCAUUGUAGCAAUUGAUACUAGGUAGUAAACUGAAGAUGAAUAAAGAAAGAAGUAAAGCAAUUGCUUGAAGUAAAGGAGAUAACAACACAAACUACAUACAAAGUACCUAAUUGGGACUAAACGCCUGACAUGAAUGUAAUUAGAUAGAAUGGUUGAUUGUCAUAUGUCGUAACUGAAAUUCUCAACUUUCUGUUGGUCAUAACAGCAAGGUAAUUAUGAAAACGUUCUAAUGUAAUGGUAAUAUCACAAUAUUAAAAGACAAAUAUAGCAGUAUUAUGCACUUUGGAGCUGCAGCAUUUGCACAGUAACACUUAAUUUUCCAUUAGUUAAUAAUGUACAGCAGCUGACUGCAGUGGGCAUGUACUCUACAGCACAUCGGGUCUUUGACUGCUAAAAUAUUGUGAUCAUGGGAUCAAAUUUCAUUUGGAAUAGGUCAAUUUUUUUUUUUCCUGUGUUUUGUUGUCAUGUAUAGGGGAAAGUUUUGCAGUGGACUGAUUCUCCAUCUAUGCUGUUCUACCAGAUAUGUCAAAAGGUUCACUGUUUCAGAAAUUAGUGAAUCUGAAUAGAACAGGGUCUAGACCAGUGAAUGCUUCAGUCGGUGUUCACUUAAGUGUUAUAUAGUUGUGUGUUUAAAGCUAAGGAUUUAACUGCUUUUAAUGAGAUGAGAUUAGUAGAACAUCUUGUACUUCAGCUAUGAAGGCAUCAUUUCUUUUAUGUGAAUCUGUUUUAUGAUGAAAACAACCCCUUAAAUUUUUGCCUGUUACUAGCCAUUAUGUUUUACUAAGUAGUUUCAGUACAUUUAUAUGAUAAUUUAUGCAAGUAACACUAGAAGAUGUUAGUUAUCUGCUGUUGCCAUAGCAUAUAGCCACUAAUGAUGGAUGUAGGUAAUGUAUGUAUAUCAAAGCAGGUGUAUUUGUGUGUAUGUAAUGCUGAGGAAGGUAUGAUGCCACCUUGAUGUGAUAAUACUUUCAAUAAUACUUCCAUUACAACCAUGGUUCUCAACCUUUUGUGCCUGGUACCUCCUGAAAGAAUUCACCAAAUAUCUGAACCCCAUGAAAAACAAGUUGAAAAUCCACAACUUAAUUUUUAAUGCUCUGAUAAAUGACCUAUCAUAAUUUUUAUAUCUGCCAUAUACACAACAUUAUUCUAGGUCAAUUCAAAAUAAAAAUGACACCCAAACAUACCAUUUUGAUAGAAAAGCUGAAAAUUACGAGUGAGGAUUUAUGGUACCCCUAGGAAGCUGCUUUGCUAUCCCAAAGAGUACUGAUACCAAGGCUAAGAAAUGCUGCAUUAUAGUUAUGCAAUUGAUACUACAAUGGCCUUUAUUGUAUGGAGCUCAAAAGUCUAAUGUGGACACUUUUGCAGGGUUAGAAAAAAAAAUUCAGAUUGUAGCAAUUUUUUCUCAAUUGCAGAACCACUUACAUAAAACAGUGAAAAUGUAGCAUCUAUCAAAAUUAAAGAUGCAAAAAAACUUUAAAAACUGUGAUGCCAAGGUGAAAUGUUGAUUUGAAAUGAACAUUCUUCCUUUCAUUUCAUAUUUUAAUUUAAAUCAUUCAGCAAUAUGCAAAGCUGGCAGAAAGGUAAAAAUAAGAUGCUAAUCAAAAUUUUCAUGGGCAAAGAGCUUACAAAUAACCGAGCAAAGCACCAUUCUUACAAAUACUCCUAUACAGCACAGGGACUUAGGAGAUUACUGCUGAAGCAGACUUAAAAAAUGAGGUGUGCUGUAUUUUGCACAACACAUUUAUUUUUAUACCAUAUAAAUAGACUGAUAAUUGUAGGAUAACACAUCACACUGUAGUAGUACAAAAUAGGGCUGAUGUUUAACAUUUCUUCACUGUGUUAUUACUGAGGCUGGACAUCCCUUCCAAGUCAAGUAAAUAAUAAGCCUUAAAUGUUAAUACUUACAUAUACAUAUAUGUGUUUUAAUUAUUUUUCUGUAAAGUCUGUUUCUAAUGUAAUUAGAGAAGAUUAACAAGAACCAUAUUGUACUUCUUUUGGCUUAUUUUGGACUUGACCCAUUGUCUGGUAUAUAAAA